Cygnus atratus (black swan) is the source of this 1203-nucleotide messenger RNA. RefSeq names its product glycine amidinotransferase (gene GATM). The record is from RefSeq and is a predicted model, not a curated record. The transcript has 7 exons. NCBI's taxonomy places the organism in Eukaryota, Metazoa, Chordata, Aves, Anseriformes, Anatidae. The coding region runs from base 1 to 1203 and encodes 400 amino acids. Gene Ontology annotation, molecular function: amidinotransferase activity. Gene Ontology annotation, biological process: creatine biosynthetic process. Gene Ontology annotation, cellular component: mitochondrion.
AUGGCGGGGGGCGUGUCCGGGGGCGUGUCCCGGCGCAGUAAAAGCGCGGCAGGGCGGCGCGGCGCGGCGCGGCGCUGGGCAGUCCCCGGGGAGAUGCUGCGAGUGCGGUGCUUGCGCGGGGGGAGCCGCGGAGCCGAAGCGGCGCAUUUCAUCGGCUCGCGGGUUGGUGCCGCGCUGAUCCGCCGCCACGCUCGGCGGGGCCGUGGUCCGGGUCGCUCCGACAGGGUUGGGGUGCGCCCACGGUGGCCGCGGGCACGCAGGGAUGCGCCAAGUGUGGGCACGCUUGGAAGAGUCUUUACAGGAUGGGUGCAGCGAUCUUUCCAGAGCACCCAGGCAGCUACGGCCUCCCAGAACACCUGUGCUGCUGAUGACAAUAAGGCUACAAGCCCUGUACCUCAGGACAGUCCUGUUUGCUCAUACAAUGAAUGGGACCCACUGGAAGAAGUCAUUGUGGGAAGAGCUGAAAAUGCUUGUGUUCCUCCUUUUUCUGUGGAGGUUAAGGCCAACACAUAUGAAAAGUAUUGGGGAUUUUAUCAGAAAUUUGGAGGCCAGAGUUUCCCCAAAGACCAUGUAAAAAAAGCUAUUGCUGAAAUUGAGGAGAUGUGCAAUAUUUUGAAAAAAGAAGGUGUAAUUGUCAAGAGGCCUGAUCCAAUUGACUGGUCUGUGAAGUAUAAAACACCUGAUUUUGAAUCUACAGGUAUGUAUGCUGCCAUGCCAAGAGACAUCCUGCUGGUGGUGGGAAAUGAAAUUAUUGAAGCGCCUAUGGCUUGGCGUGCUCGUUUCUUUGAGUACAGAGCGUAUAGACGAAUAAUUAAAGAGUACUUCAACUGCGGUGCUAAGUGGACAACUGCUCCCAAACCUACAAUGGCAGAUGAGCUCUAUGAUCAGGAUUAUCCCAUCUGCUCUGUUGAAGACAGGCACAAACUGGCUGCUCAGGGAAAAUUUGUAACUACUGAAUUUGAGCCAUGCUUUGAUGCUGCUGACUUCAUUAGAGCUGGAAGAGAUAUCUUUGUACAAAGGAGUCAGGUUACUAAUUACAUGGGCAUUGAAUGGAUGAGGCGACAUCUUGCACCAGACUAUAGAGUGCAUGUAAUAUCCUUUAAGGAUCCAAACCCUAUGCACAUUGAUGCCACAUUUAAUAUCAUUGGACCUGGUCUUGUGCUGUCUAACCCAGACCGUCCCUGCUACCAGACUGCAUAUUAA